Messenger RNA from Amphiprion ocellaris (clown anemonefish), 1585 nucleotides. It is a transcript of the gene ubxn1, whose product is annotated as UBX domain protein 1. Bases 36 to 959 code for a protein of 307 amino acids. The record is from RefSeq and is a predicted model, not a curated record. The transcript is spliced from 10 exons. Gene Ontology annotation, molecular function: protein binding. NCBI's taxonomy places the organism in Eukaryota, Metazoa, Chordata, Actinopteri, Pomacentridae.
CGUACUUUUGAAGCGGUGUUGACUGAUAUGUGAAAAUGGCAGAGCUGACCACUCUAGAGAGCCUGCUGGAGAUGGGCUUUGAGAGAAACAGAGCUGAGAAGGCAGUGGCCAACACAGGGAACCAGGGAAUAGAACAAGCAAUGGACUGGUUAAUGGAACAUGAGAAUGACCCAGACAUCGAUGAGCCCUAUGUGCCGCCUGUGGGGAACGUCCUGGGAGGAGAAGCACACAGCCAGCCCAGCACAGAACAGCCGACACUAGCAGACACCGCUGAAGGGGCAGCAGAUGGAGAAAUUAACUACAUUGAGACUGAAGAUGGUCUAAAGCGGCCAAUGACAGAAGAGGAGAAACGUGAGCAGGUCAAAAGGCUAGAGGAGCUGAUGCGGGUGAAGCAGGCGGAGAGAAGAGAGCGAGAGCGAGCAGAGGAGGUGGAGAAGGAGAAGCAGCGGAGGAGGCAGGGCCAAGAGCUGCAGCAGAUCCGCCAAAAACUGCAGGAUGAUGACAUGAAAAAACUUGCAGACCAACGCAGAAGAGAGAAGAUGGAGGACAAACUAGCUAGGCAAAGGGUCAAAGAGAAGAUAGCAAGAGACAGAGAGGAGAGAGCGCAAAAGUUUGGAGGUGGUGGACCCCCGAGCACAGCUGCAUCGUCUCAGCCGAACCCGCCCAGCCCAUCAUCACCCACCAGUCAGGGUCCGCCACCCACGAAGAAGGAGUAUGAUGAGUCCAGGAUACAGGUUCGCCUGCUGGACGGCUCAACCAUCACGACAGUCUUCAAGGCCCAGGAGCCGCUGGCGGCAGUGCGUGUCUAUGUGCAGGUGAACGGCAACACGCCUGAGGGUCAGGACUUCACGCUGCUGUCACCCUACCCCCGUCACGUCUACACUGAACUGGACAUGGAGAAGCCCCUCAAAGAGCUGGGUUUGGUGCCUUCAGCUGUGCUGGUUGUUACCAAAAAGUAAGAACAGGAGGAUCUGCUCUGUGAGCCUACCUCACCACUUCCACAACAUCAACACCUGAGACACCAGAAAUAGACUGACCCACAGACAGAGCGGCCAUCUUUUAGUAUCACUCAACAAGCCAGCUAACUGAACUAAAGCAGAGACAUAGCGCAAGGUUGCAUUCAGACAAAGUAUUAAUGCUCUGAAAAUUAAGAUAUGAGGAGGAUAGCUCAUUUUUUUGAAAGAAUGACUGAGUGCAGCCUCUUGCCUUCUGUGCUGAUUCCACUGGCUGUAGGUUGGUGUGUGAACUGAGCUCAACACUGACUGUUACUGAUCAAAGUGAAGAUAGCUGGUUUCUGACUGAUACUGUUUCAAGGUACACUACUCAUGGUCUCAACACCACAUUUAUUAAAAGAAGAAAAAAUACACAGAACAAAAUCGUUAAGUUUUAAUCCAGUCCUUUUAAACGAGUACGACACAAGACCUGCUUGAGUGGUUCUGAAAGGGCCUUAAAUUUAAUCCCCACGAUCUUUCUGAUUUUAUGACAUUCUACUUUGCCAGUUUUUUUAUAAGUUAAAAUAUAUUGACAGUUAUGUCUUCAUAAUCACCAAAAAUGUACUUACAAUAAAGCUGACUUGGAAAAUGGA